AUGUUAUUCAAACCUCCUUCUUGCUUCUUCCCCUCUUUGCUGCGGGGCAACGAGGAUGAAGGCAAUACGGGUUCAGCACAGCUUGCUGGGCGAAAUUUUCACCUGAUGAGGACCAUGGAGAAGUGGGAAGAGUUGAUUUCUGAAGCAAACAAGAAUGGCCAAAGCGUGCUUGUAAAUUUCAGUGCAUCGUGGUGCAAUCCUUGCCGACAAGCAGCACCGGCGUACCGUGACCUCGCCGAAAAGCAUACAAUAGUCAUGUUUAUUACCGUGGACGUUGACAAGUUAGUGGAGUUUACUUCUUCGUGGGAUAUAAAAGCGACGCAGACGUUCUUCUUCCUGAAAAAGGGGCGGCAGGUGGACAAGUUGGUCGCCGGCAGCAAGCAGGAGCUGGAGAAGAAGAUACUCUCUAUGGUGGCGACACCGGCGGCCGCCACCGCCGCAAGCUGA
Messenger RNA from Ipomoea nil (Japanese morning glory), 447 nucleotides. Its product is annotated as thioredoxin H4-1-like. The transcript has a single exon. NCBI's taxonomy places the organism in Eukaryota, Viridiplantae, Streptophyta, Magnoliopsida, Solanales, Convolvulaceae. The record is from RefSeq and is a predicted model, not a curated record. Bases 1 to 447 code for a protein of 148 amino acids.